This is a messenger RNA of Cygnus atratus (black swan), 4254 nucleotides long. It is a transcript of the gene CSGALNACT2, whose product is annotated as chondroitin sulfate N-acetylgalactosaminyltransferase 2. The transcript is spliced from 13 exons. Gene Ontology annotation, molecular function: glucuronosyl-N-acetylgalactosaminyl-proteoglycan 4-beta-N-acetylgalactosaminyltransferase activity. The record is from RefSeq and is a predicted model, not a curated record. Bases 2267 to 3892 code for a protein of 541 amino acids. Gene Ontology annotation, cellular component: Golgi cisterna membrane. Lineage: Eukaryota; Metazoa; Chordata; Aves; Anseriformes; Anatidae.
CUCGGCGGCGGGGCCCGCGGGUUUUAGGUGUUUUGGAUGUCUUAAGAGCAGUUGGACGGAAUGGACAUAAGUGUCUUCCAGUGGGUGGCUGUAGUGGUUUUAUUCCUCUUCAGACUCACAGUGGAGAGAUUUCUAGCUUCAUCAUAACUUGGAUUUGUAACUCUGUGGAAACAGUAAUAUGGCUCGUACUGUGGAAAAAAUAUUGAAGAUAGGCUGUUUUCCUGUACAACAAGCCUUUUACAGCAUUUUGUUUUGAAGACUACCGAAUGUUGGAAGUUUUAUUGAUGUUCCUUGCAACAUGUGUUGCUUCAUCAUACUGAAAGGUGUGUAGAGGUUGCACUGCAUGUACUCUAACAGACUGCUAUGCAUUUUUGAGGACAAGCUGAAGUUGCUGUAAAAAAAGGAGCAGCAGCUGCCAGGACAAACAAUAAUUCAUUUCCUUCUAUCACACCUAAGGAAGAUAAAACCACUUUAUCAAGAGGCCAUUUUUUCCUUGUCAUUUCACAGCAAGUCAUGUAAGAAUUGGGUUAAAUGGUUUCAAUACAGUUUGCACAUCACUCAUCUGAGGGUGACAGCAGGGUUCUUUUUUCUUCCAGGGACUGUUGUGGCAAAAGUAGCACCGUUUCUGGAUUGUAUAUUAUCUUCUGCUUGUUUUUUUUCUGAUGCUUUAGCUGUAGCAAUGAGAACUCACACUAUGGAAAACAGAUUUUCUGUUCUGUUGGACUGGCAUGCUGAUUUACCUUCUGUCUGUCCUUCUGUCUGUCCAUGUUGGAUGGGAAGGGGGGAAUGUGGUAGAGGACAGGAACUUCACAGCUGUGAUUUCUGUAUUGACUUGAGACAAUUGUGAAAAUACAUGGAAUUGAACACAUUGAAACUGAAGUAGAAAUUGAAGAGAUUUUUUGAAAUGUGUGAUGAGUAAGACUUGCUUAUUUGUCCUUCGUAGGAUAAAUGUAAGUAUUCUCAAUCCUAUGAUGAUUGAACUUGCUAUUAAGAUGAAACCAUACUCUAUUCUGUUCUAUUUAAAGAAGCUUCUAGCUAAUACAAAGUGCCCUGCUUCAGUUGCAUCUCCUAAAAAGAUGCAACCAAGAUACAGCAUCAGAACCUUGUUUAUAAGUGGGUAAGGGCAAAAUGUCCGAGCGAUAAAGCCUCGUGUGUUGGACAUGAGUUUAUCUGCUGUAUGAAAGAAGGGAAGUGAGACCCCGUACAUCCUCAUUGUGUACUCCCUUCUGUAAUAGGGAAGUAGAAACAUGUGGAAGGCUGGUCUUAAUUUUAUUUCAGAUCAGUGUCUGCUCACAAAACAUGGUGUUGCUUUUGUUCAAGUAAACCAUUAGCAUAAGGAAUAUCCAUGCAGAUGUUCUCCUUAAGCCUGUAUUUUUCAGUAACAAAUCCUGUGAUUGUCAUGCAUCACUGAAGUAACUUUUUCCCAGUGGUUCCCAUGUCUGAACUUUUUGCAGGUAUGCUGCUAGUACUACUGUGAUCCUUGUGCCAAAGGUCUGAUGUUUUCCUUCCCGUUUAGGAACUAAACAAAUGUCUGAGGAUAGCUAUUGCAGGACUCUGGAUUUGCCAGUGGGAGUUCAUAACAAAGAAAUUAAAGGGAGACCAUAACUCACCUGUGAGUGAAUGAGUGGUGUUAAACGUACAGCUCAGCAUUAUCCUGGAUUGUUAGCUGAUGAGCAGCCAGGUUCUGUCUUCAAUUUGCUGACUCAAACCACAGAUUCCAAGGAAAGGAGGGAGAAGUGAAAUAAAAUACUGAAGUGCCAGAGGAAAAUGUCAGACUAGCCAAUGACAAUUACUGUUACUAAACAGUAGACUGUUCUCACAGUGGGAAAAUGAGAUGCUGUUGAUUUCAAAGUUUAUAAAAAUGACUUUUGCAGACUUUCGUCGCUGAAUUUCAAGUAGGCUAAAAACUCUUUAAGCCUUUCUGUUAGGAAAGGGGAAUAUGAUUUGUCACUGGUGUCUUCCUUCUCCCCCCCCCCUUUGCAUUUUUUUUGUCUGGGGUAGGAAAUCCUAAACAAAUUGUAUGGAGUCAGCCAAACAUACAGUUGAUGGUCAUGGCUGAUGCAGGAACUUCAGAUUUCUCUCUCCAAUGACACCCGAUUAAGGAAGAGGUUGAAAAUUGCUUAUCUGCUACUUUGUCAGAGCUUACAGUAACAGUUAAGGUCAUGCUUUCUUUCAUUUCCUGAGAUUUGAAUUCUGAGGUGAUGUUCCCAAAAAGGCAUGAGCAGAUAACUUAUGUUUUUUGUUUGGAAACGGAAAUAAUACGAGAAUGCCCAGAAGAGGCUUAGUAAUUCAAGCCAGGACUCGCUGGCUGUUAGUGGGCCUUGCCUUUCUAUUCAGUUUAGUUUUGCUCAUGUAUUUGCUCGAGUGUACCCCACAAACAGAUAAUAAUGGAUCUCUACCUGGCAUUAUAGGUGAGAACAUGGGUAAAGAGUACUAUCAAGCUCUCUUGCAGGAACAAGAAGAGCAUUACCAAAACCGAGCUACCAGUCUGAAACGUCAGAUUGCCCAGUUAAAGCAAGAGCUUCAGGAGAUGAGUGAUAAAUUGAAAACCCUGCAGGAAAAAAAGAGCCCCAAGGUCAAUGGUAUGAACUACCAGGGCACCAAAGAACAAGCAUCGAAUGAUCUCCUAGAGUUCCUCCAUUCCCAGAUUGACAAAGCUGAGGUGAGCAUGGGGGCCAAACUGCCUAGUGAAUACGGCGUCGUUCCUUUCGAAAGCUUUACGUCCAUGAAAGUAUUCCAGUUGGAGAUGGGUCUCACUCGGCAUCCAGAAGAGAAACCCGUUAGAAAGGAUAAACGAGAUGAAUUGGUGGAAGUCAUUGAGGCUGGCCUAGAAGUUAUCAAUAAUCCAGAUGAAGAAGAUGGUCAAGAUGAUGAUGAUGGAGUAGGAGAGAGGCAGCUGUAUAGCGAAAAUGAUUUUGUAGAAGGUUACUAUCGUACAGAAAGAGAUAAGGGGACGCAGUAUGAGCUGUUUUAUAAGAAGAUGGAUGGCAUGGAAUACAGACAUGUCACGUUGUUCCGACCUUUUGGACCCCUCAUGAAAGUGAAGAGUGAAACGGUUGAUAUUUCUAGAUCAAUCAUAAACAUUAUUGUACCUCUUGCUGGAAGAACUGAGGCAUUUGCACAAUUUAUGCAAAACUUUAGGGAUGUGUGUAUUCAUCAGGAUAAGCGUAUCCACCUCACAGUGGUAUAUUUUGGACAAGAUGGCUUAUCAGAAGUGAAAAACAUCCUGGAGUCUGUAGCUAGAGAAACUAACUUCCACAAUUACACACUCGUCUCUUUAAAUGAGGAAUUUAACCGUGGCCGGGGACUUGACAUGGGUGCCAGAGCCUGGGAAAAGGGCGAGGUCCUGAUGUUCUUCUGUGAUGUUGAUGUUUAUUUCACAGCUGAGUUCCUCAACAGUUGUCGCUUAAAUGCUGAGCCUGGGAAAAAGGUUUUUUAUCCUGUGGUAUUCAGCCUCUAUAAUCCUGCCAUUGUCUAUGCCAACCAAGAUAUACCACCCCCUGUAGAACAACAGUUGGUACACAAAAAGGAUUCUGGUUUCUGGAGGGAUUUUGGCUUUGGGAUGACUUGUCAAUACCGGACAGACUUCCUGACUGUUGGGGGUUUUGACUUGGAAGUGAAAGGCUGGGGUGGUGAGGACGUUCACCUUUACAGAAAGUACUUGCAUGGUGACCUUAUUGUGAUCAGGACACCAGUCCCUGGUCUGUUUCACCUCUGGCACGAGAAACAUUGUGCAGAUGAACUCACUCCAGAGCAGUAUCGCAUGUGUAUCCAGUCCAAAGCCAUGAAUGAAGCCUCUCACUCGCACCUUGGGAUGCUGGUCUUCAGGGAGGAGAUUGAGACUCACCUCCGUAAACAGGCUUACAGGACUAACAGCGAAGCCGUGGGUUAAAUGGAGCCCUGUGACAGGGUGAAACUGAUGACUUCAUGUUCACAAUGAACCAGCAUCAUUUUACAGCCUUAAUUCAGCUCAAAAAUGCAGUGCCUCUUUUUCAGUGAGGAAGAGUUUAGGGUGUUUUGGUUCUGGUAUUUGUUUUCUGAGUAACUCUUUGACUGAUAUGCUAUUACCUACAUAUCUUGCAAGUUGAAGCACCUCAAAUAAGAAAUUGGAAAGUAUAUGUAGUUCAAGGAAAGUGUCUUCAGUGUCGAUUGGAGAGAUCAGUGGAACGUACAACUCAACUCUUCUCCACAUGGUACAUUUUGAUUCUUAAAUUUAUAUUAUUUUAAGAAUUAAAUUAAAUCUUGUGCUGAGUA